Molecule: messenger RNA, 1579 nt
Organism: Poeciliopsis prolifica (blackstripe livebearer)
Lineage: Eukaryota; Metazoa; Chordata; Actinopteri; Cyprinodontiformes; Poeciliidae
Gene: fgf22
Product: fibroblast growth factor 22
Exons: 4
Coding region: 352-1017 (221 amino acids)
Biological process (GO): cell differentiation; positive regulation of protein phosphorylation; fibroblast growth factor receptor signaling pathway
Cellular component (GO): cytoplasm
Molecular function (GO): growth factor activity; fibroblast growth factor receptor binding
Source: RefSeq, a predicted model, not a curated record
CUCAGACAGGCAACUUGUUUCUAUCCAGCUGGAAAGAGCAGCGCAGCGCAAGACCACUGAAGAAGACUUCAGUUCAGAGGGGCGCCAGAAGGAUCAGAAUCAAAGAUGGACUUGAGAGAGUGGACUUCAUGUCAGGAGCUGAACGCGUGAUUUCAAAGCUGAAGAUGACAACCCGAGAGACUUGCUUUCAACCCAAAGUGGAGACUGACAAUCAGUGACAUCCAGAGGAUCUGUUGUGAUUACCAUUCCCCUCCCUUCGCUGUCCAGGACUCCCACCCUCCACACUGACAUCUCUUGAUCACCAGCAUGCCUACAGCUUGCACAAGGUGCACCUUGGGAGCCUAACCCACCAUGUGCAGAUGGAUGACAUCCGUAGCUCAUCUUUGCCCUAAACUUACCCUGAGAACAGCCACCACUGCCUCCUCCACUGGGAAUGUCAUCCCCCUGCCCAGUGCAUCCUCCUUUGCCCUGGUAUUCCUCACCCUGCUCUUGGUCACUGCUGGCAGCGGAGCCUGUCCUCCUCGAGCAGGGCAUGAACCCCUUCAGGGGCUGGGGAGUGGCACCAACUGUUCGUGGACUUUGGAAAGGCACACUCGUAGUUACAAUCACCUGGAAGGUGACGUCAGACUGCGACGGCUUUAUUCUGCCAACAAGUUCUUCCUCUGCAUUGACAAAACAGGAAAAGUGGAUGGCACCAGGAGAAAAAACUAUGCCGACAGCUUGAUGGAAAUCCGAUCUGUCAGUGUGGGAGUUGUUGCCAUCAAAUCUGUCAGUACCGGCCUGUACUUAGCAAUGUCCAAGAAAGGCACACUCUUUGGAUCGGUGAAGUACAGCCCAAGCUGCAAGUUCAAAGAACGCAUUGAGGAAAACGGCUACAACACUUACGCCUCGCUUCGCUGGAAGCACGGCGGCAGGCAGAUGUUUGUUUCGCUGAAUGGACGCGGGAAACCACGGCGAGGUCACAAGGCUCGGCGAAGACACCCGUCCACUCACUUCCUGCCCAUGCUUCCCUCCUAGGCGCGUCGGAACUCUUCCAGGCAGCUCCCUGGCUCACCUGCACCCUCACAUUAGUACUGAUCUAGAUGUGACAACAAUCUUUCCUUUUUAUUUAUCCAUCCUCAUGUUACAUAAAUGUACAUUUGCUGAGCUCUGUAACAUUUUAGAGUUAGAAUAUCGGCUUCUUAAGUUAUUUUCUGCAUAUUCUAAUGAGGUUAAUAUAAUACAGUGCAGUCCGACAAAAAAAAAAAUAUAUAUUGUUUUUCUUCACAGUUUCCACAUUUGUGUGUCUGUGAAAACUGCAUCGAAAGAUGUGAGGCAUUAUGUCUGCAGAUGGGUAUUAAGAAAAAGAGCAAUUAGACAAUUGUUUAAAAUCGGAGGGAAAGGUGAAGACACUGGGGCUUUGCUCUUUUCAUUUUCAAGCAGGUUCAAAGACAUCAAAAUCUUAAACCAUGUACACCAUUGAGUUUUAGGGUUUUUUGCAGAUUAUGUGAAUGACCUUCAGAUUAAGAUUAUGUAAUACAAUAAUAGCCACUCCUUUAAAGUAAAUGAAGAUAUAAAAUUCAAAUUAAAUAAAAAACAA